Messenger RNA from Anopheles marshallii, 1374 nucleotides. RefSeq lists its product as uncharacterized. Gene Ontology annotation, cellular component: membrane. The transcript is spliced from 6 exons. Lineage: Eukaryota; Metazoa; Arthropoda; Insecta; Diptera; Culicidae. The coding region runs from base 1 to 1374 and encodes 457 amino acids. The record is from RefSeq and is a predicted model, not a curated record. Gene Ontology annotation, biological process: sensory perception of taste.
AUGGCAUGGGCUCACAGGUGGUGGAAGGCAAACGCCUUCCUGGUGGUAUCAGCGCUGCGAUUUCUAUUCGGUGCACAGGCAGUUAUUUUUGCCGACCGUGCUUCAUCAUCGAAUCGUGAUUGCCGGAACCGGGAGGGACGUCCUCUUAUCGUCGGGACACGAUGGAGAAGAAUUUUCAAUUUCGCAGCUGCAAGCGAAGGUGCUGCCUGUAGGCUUUUUACGAUGACGGUCGUACUGCUAUCAUCAUGCGUCGGAUUCGGCACUUAUUGGCAUUGGUCUGAUGAAAUGGCGUUGACAAAUGGCGUAAUUGCAUCGUCCAAUUGCCACAACCAGAACUGUGCUAAAUCAAAGCGUGCCUUCAGCAUGGAAGUGAUCGGUGGAUUUGCAUUACCACUGCUAGUGACCGUUAGCAUUUAUCUUUACCGCUGGAAUAAUCGACCGUUGAUUCGGAGCCUUAAUCGCAAUUCCGAAACUAUCUACCACAGUCAGCAAAAUUAUCGGAACGACCAACGGCGCGAUAAUUCCUGGAAGCUGUACAUUCGACUCGUCACCAAGCAGGUGUUUGAAGUGGUGUCCCUGGGGGUCCUGUGGUUAAAUCUCAGACCCUUUAGUCACAUAAAACAGGACGGUGAUGAUGGGGAUUACCAUGUAGGCAAAUUAAUUUCAUCGAUGGCAUCGAUGCUUCCGGCCACCGUCUGCCUACUGGUGUCAAUCGAAAUGGGUAUUAAUUUUUCAUCAUUGGCCCGCAGAUUAAGCACCUUAAAUGUGUCCCUGAACUAUUUCGUCCGUUGCAUUUGCGUCAGCGAUGAUAGAAUCAACAAGAGUUUAUCGUGUAAACCAAAUAAACGUAGUUAUUUGCGCCAUCUAGUCUUACAGUACGAUGCACUUGGUCAAUAUACAGUAGAUGUGGUACAGUUUUAUGCUCCAAUCCUACUUAGUAUUGUUGGAAUGCAUUUUGUACUCCUCACUAUGCAGCUGUUUCUUUGCUAUCGACAAAUGUCACGCACAACGAGCGAUUCAAUGAAUAUUAACCAACUCGGUCAAACGCUGUUACCAAUGUUGUCAGCGAUCACCAGUGCAGGACAGAUUAUGUUUCUCGUUGAUAUAGCAGCGGAUUUCAACCGAAAACUUGACGAUGAAACAGUAGCAAUUUUGGGGCGUUUAUCUUCAGCCACGCAUCGUAAAGAUCGAAACAUGAUAUCAACGUAUGACACCAGGGAAUUAGAUAAAUGUGUUACAACAAUAUCCUUAAUUGUGAACAGAAUUCGAGAUGGGACAAUGUUGUAUGGCUACUUCGAUGUAGACCGCAGUCUCGUUAUGACGAUUGUUGCUUCGACUUGUUCGUAUUUAAUCGUGCUAAUGCAAGUGAUGUAA